Molecule: messenger RNA, 2671 nt
Organism: Apus apus (common swift)
Lineage: Eukaryota; Metazoa; Chordata; Aves; Apodiformes; Apodidae
Gene: KCNE4
Product: potassium voltage-gated channel subfamily E regulatory subunit 4
Exons: 2
Coding region: 119-610 (163 amino acids)
Biological process (GO): potassium ion export across plasma membrane; regulation of heart rate by cardiac conduction; membrane repolarization during action potential
Cellular component (GO): membrane
Molecular function (GO): potassium channel regulator activity; transmembrane transporter binding; voltage-gated potassium channel activity involved in ventricular cardiac muscle cell action potential repolarization
Source: RefSeq, a predicted model, not a curated record
CUGCAGCAGAGGAAAGUUUUCAGAACUCCCGGCAUUUGCUAGAGGAAAGGUCUCUGGAGCUUUGCAAAAGGAGGAAUUAUUUGCAUACCGACGCUUUAGCUGUGGCAGACCACUUUCCAUGCUGAAGAUGGACCAUGCAAACAUGACUCAAGCCAUGCUUGAUGCUGAAUCCCGCAACGUGGAGAAGAACAACAGCAAUGAGUAUUUUUACAUUCUGAUCGUCAUGUCUUUCUAUGGGAUCUUCCUGAUAGGGAUAAUGCUGGGCUACAUGAAAUCCAAAAGAAAAGAGAAGUCAUCCAAUUUGCUUCUGCUCUACAAAGAUGAGGAGAGAGAGUGGGGGGAAGCUGUGAAGCCCCUACCAACCAUAGCGGGGCUGAAAUCUGCCCAGAUCCCCAUGAUGCUGAACAUGCUGCAGGAGAGCAUGGUGCCCUCCCUGUCCUGCGCCAUCUGCUCAAUGGAAGGCAGCAGCGUGAGCUCCGAAUCCUCCUCCCCAGACGUGCACUUCACCAUCCAGGAGGAGGUGCUGGAUGCUGAGCUGGGGGAAGUGUCAGAAACGCUCCUGAACGAGAGCAGUGAGGGAUCUGCAGAAAACAUCCACAAGAACUCCUAGCACUUGCAGGGCUCCCUUGAUCAGCUGCCAAAGCGUGAGUGGAGCUUCCACUAAGAUCUUCUGGUUUACUUUCCUGCUCCCCAAUGAACUCUCAACAGGUGCCUGUGCCCCAGGGCCUGAGGUGUUCCUGAGAGCUGGCAGGACAAGGAAGCAGUGGUGCCCAACUUCAAAGUGCAACUUGCACAUAAUUGGGAUGCUGAAGUUUUUCUAUUAAUUUUUCCAUUACUAUUUCUUGCCAUAAGAGCUAAGAACAAGGAGAAUAUAUAUAUAUAUAACUUUUAAAGAGGUAACUAUUACUGGCAUGUCUCUGCAUAUUUCAGAAUUCUGCAAAUAUCUGGGAAAUGUUUAGGAAAGUUACCCUAACACAAGUGCCUGGUUGUUAAAGACAAUUGGUAAUGCUCAUUCCCACAGGAGUGUGAUAGACUAGAAAUACUUUUAUUGUGUUUUUCUUAUAACAAUCCACAGCCACCAGCUCAGUGAGACCUCAAAAGCUGAAAAGCUGUCAAUACUGUAGUUGGAGGCAGAUUGCAGCACAGCUGGAGCCUGACCUCAGGCACAGAAAAAAUAAGAAGAAAAAAAUAAAAAGAGGCACCAGAUUUCUAGGAGGUUUGUAAAGCUCAGUUUCAGGUCCGUGCCACUAUAUCUAUCUUUGCUUAAGUUGUACCUGUACUGGCUGGGUCGGGUUCACUAACUUCUGCUGCAAUCCAGCCUUUGAAUGAGUUACUAGUAGGAAAAUUUUUUUUUUGUUUUUCUUUUGUACUUUUUAAAGACUUGUAUAUUUGGUCACUAAUGGCAAAGAUCUGUAAAUUAAGAAAAGACAUUAAAAGAUCUUUGCUACAAGGUGUAAGACGUAGAAAGGCUUGAACAAAUGCUGCUCUUUUACGCCCCCUUGAAAAAUAGGUGGAAUUCAAAAUAGAAUUUAACCUAGCAAGAGUGAAAUCCAGGCCCUACUGAAGUAAUCAGCUGAGUCUUCCUGACAUGCACAAGAUUUUGUGCUUCUCUCUUGGGGUCAAAUUCUCCGUUUCAGAUCAAUAAAGCUGUACCCAUUUACAUCAUUAGAGAAUCUGGCCUUUCUGCUGUGUUUAAGCCAGUGUAGAUAAACAUUGCAUUACAUCUUUUUUUGUUUGUUUGUUUUAAAUCAGCUUGCGUGUGACACAUGCAUUUCUAUAAAGUCAUUAGUAACUAGUUUUUAAAACCACCACAAACUUCCCCUAAUUUAAUGGUACUGUGAUUUUUUUCAAAUGCUCGUUAAAUUAGUUUCUAAAUUAUUGCACUGUUGAAAGAAGUAAUGUUAAUAUUGUAGCAGUGUAUGAUUAUUUUAAUCAUGCUGUAUAUUUUUGAAUAACUUAUUACAAUGUUUGGAUUAGUUCUGAACCAUGAGGGCCAAAGAGCCUGAAUCUAAAGCAUUGCACAGCAAAAUGUUUGCAAAACGUUUCCACAUAUUUCCUGUGUUAAAAUAGCUCUGUGGUUUAUCCACUGGCAUUAGAGCUUGAGAGGCAGCUUGAAAUAUCUGAACACUGAACAGCAGAAAUGAGCUGAGGCAGGAGCCUGCUGUUCUUCUGCCACUUAGAAGGAGGAACUCUGGUUUUGGCUUGGAGGGUUAAUAGGAUGGGAUGUAGCCUGCAGAGGUAUCGCUGUCUCUCUCUGAACAAAGGCUCCAUUGUGCUCAGAAAGGGCCUGAUUCGGCUCAGACUGAAGGCAGUGGGAGUUUUUCCAUCCACUUCAGUGAACUUUGGAUCAGACCAUAUAAAGCUUUUUGGUAGAUUUACUCCAAAGGGGGCUGUUUUAAGUUUGAAAGAAGCCAAAUUAAGUUUGGCACUUUGCCUGGAAUCACUUGAAUCCUGAAACUUUCCAAACGAGACUGACAUGCGCGAGUUGUCACAUUUUCCAUUGCUUUCUCCUUCGUCCUUUUACUUUGGUAUAAAGGUAUUUGUAUCUGUAAAAAUCUGAUGUAUAUGAUUCCUAACAUUGAGUUGUAUAUAAUUGUCUCAUGUAUUUAAAGUUUAUUGUUUCUACUGGCACUAAUUUUUAUUUAAAUAAAGAAACACGUUUCCUGGAAAA